Ramularia collo-cygni is the source of this 855-nucleotide messenger RNA. RefSeq lists its product as uncharacterized. Lineage: Eukaryota; Fungi; Ascomycota; Dothideomycetes; Mycosphaerellales; Mycosphaerellaceae. The coding region runs from base 1 to 855 and encodes 284 amino acids. The transcript is spliced from 4 exons. The record is from RefSeq and is a predicted model, not a curated record.
AUGCCAAACGAUGCAUCUCACUAUCCUCUGCAACGAGAUGCUCUGGGUUCAAUCCGCCUAAAUCUCCAACACCAACUCUGGCUCGCUUCCACUCGCAGCCACCUCCAUUCCUCCAUCCCAGUAAAAGAAAAUGCCCUGAUCGCAGACAUCGGCUGCGGCACUGGGAUUUGGUCCACCUCGCUGUCUUCUCUCCUCCCACCCGGCGCCGUGAUCGAGGCUUCGGAUAUCAGUCUCGCCAAUGCCCCUCCUGCUGGAUUCUGGCCUGAGAAUGUGACGUUUCGAGAAUUGGAUAUUUUCACUGAUGCUUUGCCGGAGGAGUUGUUGGAGAGGUAUGAUGUUGUGCAUAUCCGAUUGUUUUUGUGUGUGAUUGCCUCUGGAGAUCCGAUCCCGUUGUUGAAGAAUUUGAUGAAGUUGUUGAAGCCAGGCGGGUGGUUGCAAUGGCAGGAGUAUGAUGGGAGCUAUGAAGUGCAGAGAGUUGUGACGAAUGAUCCAGGUACUGCGGCUCCGAAGCUCAUGGCAUUGAAUACUGCGAUUCGGUCACCGCAGAACAAUAAGCAUGUCGAGACUUCGAGGUGGGUUUCUACGCUGCAUGAGAGGUUUGGAGAGGGAGGAGCGGAAUUGGUGGAGUAUGAAAGGUGUUGGACGGCCAAGGAGGCAUACACGAUCAAGCAGGACAUUACCUUUCUCGUGGUGCGAGAGUUCAUCGUUGGUAUGCGGACUAAAGGGCCUGAGCAGAGUAAGAUGGCGGAUGCGCUGGAGAAGAUGACGGCGGAAGCCGAGGAAGAGUGUUGGGCCACUGGCAGAGGCACUCUGAUCGAUACGCCAAUGCUGACCUGGGUCGCGAGGAAGCUCUGA